GGUGGGGACGCUGUCAAGUAAACGAUGAUGUCAUCUUUAGUAGUGCUGCUUUCAGGAACUCCUGCUAACGUAGGACUCAAGAGCCUCCCACACUUUUUAUGAGUAAUGUCAUUGCUUAUGUUGGUAAAUACACAGUAGUCAACAUCAUUUACGAAAAGGGUGUGUAUAUAUUUUAAUCUUCAUGAUUAUGUGUUAAUUUACCUACAUUAUAAAGAAUCCGGCCCUUUUUGGCCACUUAAAAUGUGUUUAUAGUACCAUUAUGUUUUACUUGUUUCAAUUUCCGCUGGCCCUUUUGGCCAGAUCUCUCUUUUGUAAGCUUUGGAUAGUGGCCGGAUCAAUCCAAAUAUCAAUAGUAUUGAUACGAACGCUGAUAUUGGUAUCGGCUCAAUAUCAAUAUUUGCAGUACUGCACAGUAAAAUGGUCUGUUAAAAAAAGUCUAUUAACCUCACUGAUAGGGUAAAAACAGCACUGAAUUCUUUAAGGGAACAGUAGAAGAAGAAUCUCAAAAGACUAACGUUGCAAACAGCACUUUUCUCCCACAGCACAUAAACGCAGCACCAGCAGCGCUCGGUUACUCGGUUGCCGCCAGGCUGCCAGUCUGCGUCCGCUGCUGCUGCUGCACAUCAAAGCCUGAUGAGACACCGAGGAGACGCUGUCAGCCUCCUCCAACCUGCUUCACGUCGAGGCCGCUCGGAUGCGGGGUGCUUCAUAUCUGCGGACGCUUCGAGAAGAAAAAGGAGAAGGAGCAGGUGCACCGAAGUCCCCGCCGCCGAGGUUUCCUCUCUCUGAGUGAUUUGGGGGGGGCUGUUGUUCGUUGUCACUUCCGGGCGAGCAGUCGGUACCACCGGCAGCUCACAUCGCCGGCGGAGGAGGAGAAGAAGAGGAAGUUCGGCAGCAUCGAUGCUUCGCGCGGGGAGGAUGGAGGAGUUUGUCACGGAGGAAGAGGAGCCGUGGUACGACCAGCGGGACCUGGAGCAAGACCUGCAUUUGGCAGCGGAGCUCGGCAAGACCCUCCUGGAACGCAACAAAGAGCUGGAGGACUCUCUGCAGCAGAUGUACAUCAACAACGAGGAGCAAGUGCAAGAGAUUGAGUACCUGUCCAAGCAGCUGGAAAUGUUGCGGGAGAUGAACGAGCAGCACGCAAAGGUGUACGAACAGCUGGAUGUGACGGCCAGAGAGCUGGAAAUCACCAAUGAGAAGCUGGUGCUGGAGAGCAAGGCGUCGCAGCAGAAAAUAGACAGGUUAACCAGCACCAUGGAGACCCUACAGAGCCAGGUGGACAGUCUCACAGCUCGGGUUGAGGAGCUGCGAACUUUGGAGGAGCUGAGAGUCCGCAGGGAGAAGAAGGAGCGUCGCAAGACCAUCCACUCUUUCCCCUGCCUCAAGGAGCUCUGCACUGCUCCGAGGUAUGAGGAUGGUUUCCUGCUGGCCAAUCCGGGUAGCGUGGACCUGGCCGAGCGACAGCCACUGGAUGAGGAGAACGACCGUCUGAGAGACAUCGUGUCGUCGCUGCACUCGGCCAUGGCUGCAGAGCGGUCCAAGCGGGAGGGUGCAGAGAGGGAGUGUGCUGCUGUGCUGCAGGAGUUUGAGCGCCUGGAGCAGCGUCUCCUAGGAGCAGAAGGAUGCCAGCUGCGGGUUCAGGAGUUGGAAGCUGAGCUCCAGGAGAUGCAGCAGCUCAGGAAGUCCAGGGUGUGUCUGAUUGGUGACAUGGAAGACGGCCUAGAGAAUCUGCUCAAUAACGGCCCUGAGACUGACACUCCAGAGGAGAGCCCAGGGCAGGAGGAUGGAGGCGAGGGAGGUGCUGGAGAGGCUGGGCAGCAAGGAGGACCGGUGAGAAAAAGCUGCAGCGACACAGCCCUGAACGCCAUCUCAGCUCGUGACGCAACCGGUAGACGGCAGGGGAGCUACGCCCUCCACGCCAAUGGCGUGCGCAAACGGGGCAUGUCCAUCCUGCGGGAGGUGGACGAACAGUACCACGCGCUGCUGGAGAAGUACGAGGAGCUGCUGGGGAAGUGCAGGCGUCACGAAGAGAGCCUGUGCCACGCAGGGGUGCAGACCUCGCGCCCCGUCUCCAGGGAUCCCUCCAUGAAGGAGUACAACAUGGCCGCCGCGGGGCCUUCCACCUCCGGAGACGUCGUGAUCGCCGCCGCCCCUCCUACACCCCCUCAGACUCCCUCCACCCCUGAAGCCCUGGAGGGGAUCAGCAGGCAGGUGGAGCAGGUGGACAAACGGCUGAGCCAGAACACGCCAGAGUACAAGGCGCUGUUCAAGGAGAUCUUCUCCCGACUGCAGAAGACAAAGAGCGACAUGAACACGAGGAAGAGCAGAAAGACUAACAAGUGAGGCAGAAGCAUUUCACUACAUAUCGUACUGUGUAUGACUGUGUACGUGACAAAUAAAAUUUGAAUUUGAAUUUGAUGAGAUACUACAAACAUCUCAGUUUACCAAACUGUUUAAAGGCUUCUCAUUUAACCGUUUGGACACCCUUCACUGCUGUAUCCUGUUUCACAUGAAACUGCCAAAGGGAUGGAAUGCUUCUCCUGACUGUAACUGACAAACUAUCUGAACGGAGGGUUUUGUUGUGACGUCGUUUGUAACUGAUGCUAAAAAAAAAAAAAGAUAAACACUGAAGCCAAAUAACAGGCCAACUUUCAGAAGCUUUAAAACUUGCAGCAUUUACAGCAUGCAUCUGGCUGAUAACACAAAAAAAGCUAAAUCUGUCUUUGAGAAACAGGAAUCGCAAGCUUUUGAAUGGCUCAAUGAGCUUAAAGCUUUUUGAACUCACCGGAUAGCACAAAAGUGUACCUCCUGAACAGGCAGCGAUGCUUCUGCAUCUUUUUCAGGGAUUUAUUUCAUCAUUUCCACACUGUGCUGUCACAUGAUCCAACUUGUUCCUGUAAUAGGCUGUUUUAAUGUUUCCUGUUGAUUAAAAUAACUACUGCAUCAA
Molecule: messenger RNA, 2947 nt
Organism: Maylandia zebra (zebra mbuna)
Lineage: Eukaryota; Metazoa; Chordata; Actinopteri; Cichliformes; Cichlidae
Gene: cdr2l
Product: cerebellar degeneration-related protein 2-like
Source: RefSeq, a predicted model, not a curated record